Molecule: messenger RNA, 2016 nt
Organism: Ictidomys tridecemlineatus (thirteen-lined ground squirrel)
Lineage: Eukaryota; Metazoa; Chordata; Mammalia; Rodentia; Sciuridae
Source: RefSeq, a predicted model, not a curated record
AUGGUGUCCGACCAACGAACGCGUGGAGCAGAGUUGUGCAACUUCUGUUUGGGAAAACACGCCCCUGAAACGCGAGAUCUCGACCCUAGUCCCAGCUGGACUCCCGCUCCCCUUCCUCCCGGCCCCGUCCCCACGGUCACACAGCACCUCCGAGAGCUGGUCCUCACGCACCCUGCGGGGGGCCGGUCGGUGCGCAAGCAUUCGGUGUGGGGCACCAAUGGGGUUCCCACCGAUGGAGGAAACCUUUCCCGAGAAGCUGGGCUGGCCCGAGGGCUUGUGACCCCCUCACGGCUUGUGAAUAACCUUACGCUGGGUGCCUCCCACCCCGGCUGGACAAAUCUGGAGAGAGCGCAUGGGGCCCGGAGUGUGGGAGGCAGCCUGCAUUUCAGGUUCCUGGUCUUCCUGCGCUACCAGUGUUACUACGGGAACCCGCUGCUCACCUUCCUGGAGUACCCCAUUCUCAUCGCUCAAGAUGUCGCUCUCCUGCUCUGUGUCUUUCAUUUUAACGGAAACAUGAAGCAGGCCGCGCCCUACAUGGCUGUAUUUGUGUCUUCUUGGUUCAUCCUCAGCCUACAGAAGUGGAUCAUUGACCUGGCCAUGAACUUAUGUACGUUCAUCAGCGCGGCCAGUAAGUUCGCCCAGCUCCAGUAUCUGUGGAAAGUGCAAGACUCGGGGGCUGUGAGCGCGCUGACCUGGGGCCUCGCUGCGUACACCUGUGCAACAAGAAUAAUAACAACUUUAAUGACCACCAAUGAUUUUACAAUUCUUAUUCGUUUUGUGAUCAUGCUGGCUUUAAACAUAUGGGUAACAGCUACAGUACUUCGCUACCGGAAGCCUGUCAUAAAGGCUGAAUGACGGACCUUACUGCUACACAAAAAGUGGGUUUUGAGUAACUGAAGCAAAGGAAAAAACAGCUCAUUGCUACGUGAAGCAAUCAUUUCAGGAAACUUUGAAGUCAGAGGUAUUUAGGACUUCAAAGAGUACUUAGUUUAUUUUAAAAAAUGCCAAUUUUGCUGGGUAUGGUGGCAUAUGCCUGUAAUUGCAGAUACUCAGAAGGCUGAGGUAGGAGGGUGACAGGUUUCAGGUCAGCCUGGGUAACUUGGGGAGACCGUGUUUCACAAUAAAAUAAGGGCUGGUGUGUUUCUGUAGUAGAGCGCUUGCUUUGCAUAUGUGAGGCCCAGGGAUCAAUAUCCAGGACCAGGGAGAAACGUCUUAGAAGGCAGGUUUCCCUCGUCUCCCCACUCCUGAGGCCACAGCCAGCUGACAGCUCAUCUUUGAUAUCUGCAGUGACCCACAGAAGAUGCUCAAGCAGCCUACGAGCCCUCGUUCUUCAAGUCAUGAUUAAGUACUUUCUGAAAAGCCAACUACAUCUAUCUUUCAGGUUUCAAAAUCUUUUAAGUAAUAACUUCUUUCCACAACUAAAAUGAACACGGAAUGAGAUUCUGCUCAGUUGGGAAGUGAAACUGCAAUAUAUCAGCAGGGCUCGCUCUGGGCCUGCUUGAUUGUAACACAAAUAAAACACCGCGGCCUGGCUUGAUGCCACACACCUGCCCGGCUAAGCACCUCCUGGAAAGGCUGGUGUUCUGUGCUCAGUGUCCUUGGCUUCACCCUGUGCCUGCCUUUGAAUAUUUCUAUAAAAAGGUACUAAUAGUUGUAAUCUCCACUGAGGAUGAGGAAGUGUAUCCCAGGGAAUUCCCAGUUUAAGCAUAGUGCUACCAUUUAAAAAGGGCUACACCUGUAUCAUUACUGGGUUUCGGUAUAAGACACCACUUUUUAGCUAUUGAAAAUACAGUAGUAAAGAGCAGUGCUAGGUUCUGUCUAAAGCUUAUGGAUUUUAUUCUUAUAGUAUCUUGUCCUAAACAUGUUAACAGUAUUCCCUAACAUUUCAAAACUCAAAUCCCCCUUCUACGUGAAUGGUAUUAUUCUGUUAUAUGCAGUAAGUAAGCAAUGUUUACUAGUAUACGUUUACUUUCCUGUGAACCUGUGUAUAAUAAAUUUUCAUAUUUUGGACUCUGA